Macroventuria anomochaeta is the source of this 849-nucleotide messenger RNA. RefSeq lists its product as uncharacterized. The transcript is spliced from 2 exons. The record is from RefSeq and is a predicted model, not a curated record. Lineage: Eukaryota; Fungi; Ascomycota; Dothideomycetes; Pleosporales; Didymellaceae. The coding region runs from base 186 to 815 and encodes 209 amino acids.
CUGGAAGCAAGAAUUUGGUCUGUGAAAAAACACAACAUGCUGACCUCCGACAUGCUAUUGACUACCCUCCGUUGGCACGCGCCUUCUCGCACAUCCUUGUCCGCUCCCCGCCGGCCGCCUUAGCAUCGAACAACGACGAGCUGCGCAAUAGCAAGAACUGAACAACACCCGACUCCUUCACAGACAUGACCAAGAGGAAAGCGGGUAGAACGAUUAAUCUCGAGGAAUUCAAGAAGCGCGCUCGACAAGAGAUAGCGCCACAGCCUCUCAGCUCUGAAGAUAUCAAGAAGGCUCUGAUAAAUUCUAGUCAUGAUUUGUUCAAAUUUACGAUGGAACAAUGGCCAAGUUUUUCAGAGAGUGUCCUAGAGAAGCCGAUGGCUGAGCAGCGUUUUGAAGAAGCACCCACAACCUUUCAGAUCAAGCUUUUUCUGGAGUGGUUCGCUCAAUCCCGCACCAGGCUCUUGGAGGAAUGUGUUACAGGUACGACCCUUCUUAACCGCUCAAAUAGUCUUAAGCGUGCCAUCAAGAUCCACACACGUUACCAAUACACACCAUUCCAGAAUCAGGAGAUUGUCAGCUUUGUCAUGAAGGAUCUCAUCCCACAAGGUCUCCUAUCAACCACUGCUCGCCCAAAGCCGCUUGUACCUAUCAAAGUUGCCAAAGACAUCAUCAGGUUCCUCUUUGCCAGCAAUGAGUACAAGCAUCUACACCCCCGCAUAUGUAAUCAGAUGGCUUUUGCUAUCCAGCUUCUACUUUUUGUGGGCAUCCGGCCUAGAGAAGUUGUUGAGUCAGAAUGCGUGGUAUCAAACCAAUGAAGGACUGCUUUACAAAGAUAUUGAGCUGGUCCGC